This is a messenger RNA of Metarhizium brunneum ARSEF 3297, 2643 nucleotides long. It is a transcript of the gene HERC2, whose product is annotated as E3 ubiquitin-protein ligase HERC2. NCBI's taxonomy places the organism in Eukaryota, Fungi, Ascomycota, Sordariomycetes, Hypocreales, Clavicipitaceae. Gene Ontology annotation, molecular function: zinc ion binding; calcium ion binding. The record is from RefSeq and is a predicted model, not a curated record.
AUGUGGCCUUCAACUCCUUCGGCCGACUCCCUCACGCGGCCGCGGAUAGCUGUGGCCGUUGUUUCGGUGGUAGCAGCGGCCUCGGUAGGGUACUAUGCAUAUAGAGCCCACCAGAAUGAAUCUUCGCGAGAAACCCCGACCGGCGGUGGCCUGCAUCGAAGUAACGCCAUACGACGUCCCCGCCGCACAACCUCAAUUUUCCAGUAUGGGACCCCUCUCGAUGAAAACACCGAGGGCACAAACUUUAGGGUCCCUGGGGAUGCCGAAACCGUCGUCGACGUCGACGUCGAGACCAGCGACGACUGGUGGAAUGAGCCUCCCGCCACUACCGUUCCACUCUCUCCGCGAGCUGGACAUACCAUCGUCUCGCUUCUCUUUAGGGUGUCUGAGGAUAACGCUCGGCGUAACGGAUGUGUUCACAGGGGAUGCCAGUGUAAUUCAUGUGGCAUGGUACCUAUACGCGGAGUGCGCUAUCGAUGCGCCAACUGUGCCGACUUUGAUCUCUGCGAGACAUGCGAGUCCCAAGGCGUGCACAACAAGACGCAUAUAUUCUACAAGAUCAAGGUUCCUGCACCGCCGUUUGGACCCAGGCAGAUGCAGCCCGUCUGGUACACUGGUGAUCCCGACACUUGCCGCCGCAAUAUCCCAAAAGGGCUGAUUGCACGCCUAUCGAGGGAUACUGGGUUCGAACGACCCGAGCUGGAAGCCUUCUGGGAGCAGUGGACCUACAUGGCCAAUACGGAUUGGCGCGAUGACCCCGAGGAACUGUGUGUUGCCAUGGAUCGUAAGACGUUUGAGCGAUGUCUGGUGCCUACAGGCGGAUCACGACAUGCAGCGCCCAAUCUAAUCCAUGAUCGCAUGUUUUCCUUUUACGACUCCAACAAGGACGGUUUGAUUGGAUUUUCUGAGUUUCUCCACGGCUUGUCGUACAGAAAACGCAGAGAUAAGCUCAAAAGAGUGUUUGAGGGAUACGAUAUUGACGGGGACGGCUACGUAAACCGACGCGACUUUCUCAGAAUGUUCAGGGCCUACUAUGUGCUAUACAAGCAGAUGCAUAAGGACAUCCUGGACGGACUUGACGACCAGCUUCUUGCCAGCACCGAGGCCCAGCAACUAGUGUCUAGUCGACAGCCGCUUAGCAGCCUUUUCGGCAGGGAGGGUAGAAUCCCCUCGGCCGAUUCAGGCUUCAGGAUUGAGGGCAAAACCAAUCGAAGAGAUGGUAGCAUCGAAGUGGCGGAUGGUUUCAGUAGUGUUUUCACUGAAAAUAGGGGCGAUACCGCCCCCAGAGAAGACAUCUUGGCCAGCCUAUUUGCAUACGACACAGAUACACGACAAACCCGUCGAUUGGUCUCACGCAGCGACGCUGACACUAACUGGCGGACGGUGCGGCGUGUGAGUGGCGGUGACCUAGAUAGAGCAUAUUGGUCAUCACUGCUUGAUCCUCCAGCCACACUGGACGAUAUUCCCCAUGUUUUCAAUAACAAUGAGGACGAGGAUGUUGAUGCUAAUGUGGAUGAGGAUGAAGAUGAAGACGAGGAUGAUGGGGAUAUGCAAACUGGUGAAUCUGGCCGUACCUACAGCGAAUCGCGGGCUCGGGCUAUUGCGCGAAGUCGCAGGCUGGCGCCCAAGUUGGAGAAGCAGCGUCUUGACAUGGCACGGAAGCAUCUUCACGACCGGUGGAAGAGACGGCAGUUUUACUUGGACGAGGAAGAGGGUGGCAUUGCACCGGAUGAUUGGGAUGCCGAAGAGGAUAUUCUCGCGCGAGUCAACCUGAUAACAGAGGACUCCAAGGCCAGGGAUCCAGCACCCAUCACAACUAGAUCCCGCUCUAGCUCCAAGGUUCGAUUCGCCGAGGAUACGGACGACUAUGAGAUUCGAUCCAACCCGUCCACGUCGUCGAGGAGCGUACCUGAGCGGUGGGGCGGCAUGGAUAUUCCGGAUGCCGAAAGGGAUGCCGGCAAAGAAAUCCUCUAUCAAGUAACGCAACAGGCAUUUAAUGAGCUUCUUGACACCAUAUUUAAGAAGGCAGAAGACAUGGCGGUUGCGGCAGCAGAAUCUGCAAAAGACCGGGAAAAGUACAAGGCGCAGAUUGAUGCCAUUGACCUCCCCGAGUCCCAAUCCCAGGCACCGCCAAACCAGCCCAGGCCCGAGUCGCAGCCCACUAGCAAGGCUAUUUCUGAGAAGUCACUAGAUGAGCUCCUGGCCAAUACCGGAUACACAGUAGUCCCAGAUGAGCCCCGUAAUGCGGUAGACUUGGACGGUUCUGUGGAAAUCAUCCACGAAGAGCAGGUAGACGGUGCAGGAUCCAACACAGACGACGAGCGUGCAGAAUACCGAGACCCAACGUUGCCGCAGUUCCGCCCAAACAAUAUCGCAGAAGCGGACGAGCUGGCUGCCCGACAAGGGGCAUCUGAACUUGAACACGUCCCGCGAUCAUCGUCGCAUCAAGCAGCCCAAGAAGAGCCAGAUGCCGCCACCCUCCGAAGCUGGAAGCGUCUGACCAUUGCCGAGGCAGAAGCUGUUAAACGUGGAGGCUGGGGGCGUCUGAGCUUUGAAGAGUUUGAAGACAUUUACAAGGGUCAGGAGGAUUUGGGGUAUAGGCUGGAUUAUCUGGGCAGCUGGAUUGACUUUUGCAUUCCCUAG